Molecule: messenger RNA, 708 nt
Organism: Eimeria mitis
Lineage: Eukaryota; Apicomplexa; Conoidasida; Eucoccidiorida; Eimeriidae
Exons: 4
Coding region: 1-708 (235 amino acids)
Source: RefSeq, a predicted model, not a curated record
AUGCGGGAAGCCCCCGCCGCAGCCGCAGCGCAUGCACGGGCGAGGCAAACCGUGUCUGCAGCAGCAGCAGCAGAAGCAGCAGCAGCAGCAGCAGCAGAUGAUGGUGGUGAUGAUGAUGAUGAUGAGGGUGUAGUAUAUGGAGAAGAAGAAGCAGCAGCAGCAGCAGCAGCAGAAACAACAGCAGCAGGGAGGAGGAGGAGAUUAGCACAGAAGGCGCAGCAGCAGAUAAUACAGCAGCAGCAAAGGGGGCAACAGGAGCAGCACAAGAUACAACAGCACCAGCAGCAGCAGCACCAGAGAAGCAGCAGCAGCUGCUGCUGCUGCUGCUGCAGCAGCAAAGGGGGCAACAGGAGCAGCACAAGAUACAACAGCACCAGCAGCAGCAGCACCAGAGAACGUCGCCAUACCGAAAUUUAUCGUAAUGGGCACGCUGCAGCAGCAGCAGCAGCAGCAGCAGCAGCAGCAGCAGCAGCAGCAGCAGCAGCAGCAGCAGGAGGGUUAGCAGCAGCAACAGGAUUAGUAGCAGCAGCAAUAGCAACAGCAGCACAGCAGCACCACCACCACCACCACUACCACCACCAUCACCACCACCACCACCAUCAGCAGCAACAGCAGCAACAGCAGCAGCAGCAACAGCAGCAGCAGCAGCAGGAGCAGCAGCAGGAGCAGCAGCAACAUACUUGUUAUUUAGAGAAUAAAGUAUAUUAG